UCAGUCGCCGCCAUUUUGUUUUCGUGAACUGAAUUCAGCUACUUAAACAUGGGAAAAAAUGACUUUUGUUGUGCCCACGGCUGCUCAAACAAUCGUAAACGAAAUCCUAAACUGCAGUUCUACAGAAUUCCAAAAGAUCCAGCUCGUAAAAAGGUUUGGAUUAAAAGAAUUCGACGCGAAGACUGGCAACCUACAGACAACACUCGCUUGUGUUCAGCACACUUUGUUGGAGGAGUUAAAUCGGACGAUUCACAAAGCAAAUCAUUCACUCCAUCGAUUUUCAGUUACAGCCAUAAUCUUUCUACACCUAGGAGAAGUAAAAACAGUCUGAAAACUAGCGAUAACGAUGAAAACAUUCCACCACCUCAAAAGCCAAAGCGAAGGAGACUUGUUAAGGAAUCUAAGGAAGGAAAAGGAAGGCCGAAAUUAGCAGAACCGUGUAUAGACGACCAUAAUAUUUGGGGAACCUGUUUAAGCCCAAACAACAGCCUUAAAGAACAUGACUAUUGUAGGACACAAMUCGACCCUGAGUCUCUGAAAUYAGACCAGUCAGUUAUAGAAGAACUGUCUAGGUUACACCAAAGAGUCACUCGACUAGAAAAAGAAAAUGACUUGCUUAAGACACGUUGUCUUAGCCUUGAUAAUUUAAAAGAGAAUGACAAGAAGUUUMAGAGCUUUACUGGAUUCCCAAACUACAAUACCUUCAAGGCUCUUUUUGACUACCUGGAUCGUGUUGCUUUAGAUAAAAAGAAGAAUUGGAGGGGAUCCAUUAUGCAGAUUAAAGUUUCCACUGCACGACAAAGUCAAGCUAAACUGACCUUGGAAGAAGAGUUCUUUAUGGUGUUAGUCCGCCUGCGAGUAGGCUUAACAUUAACAGACUUAUCCCUUAGAUUUGGAGUAAGCGAAUCAACAGUCAGUAGAAUUUUUACAACAUGGAUAAACUUGCUAUACUUUCAUCUGAAAGAGCUGUGUCAAAUGCCAGAGUAUUGCGAAGAGCUAGGAAAGCCUGAGCAGUUUGCAGAAUUCCCAGAUUUGAAAGUCAUUGUUGACUGCACUGAAAUCUUCACACAGAAACCUUCCUCAUUGAAGGCAAACAAAGAAAUCUWCUCUAACUAUAAGAGUCAUGCAACAUUUAAGUUUUUGGUAGCUAUUAAUGCAUGUGCUGCARUUGUUUAUAUUUCUCGUGGGUGGGGAGGCAGGGUUUCAGAUAAGCAUAUAACAGCUAAUAGUGUUGAUUUUAUUGCAACUUUACAACAAGGUGAUCARGKAAUGKCUGAUAGGGGGUUUGAUAUUGGGGAUGUUUUAGGGGAGAGGGGGGUUACAGUAACUAUACCAGAUUUCAAAGGACAAGGGAGAUCACAGCUAAAGAAAACAGAAGGGAAAAGGUCAGAAAAAAAUAGCAGAGGCUAG
Messenger RNA from Exaiptasia diaphana, 1410 nucleotides. RefSeq lists its product as uncharacterized. The record is from RefSeq and is a predicted model, not a curated record. Lineage: Eukaryota; Metazoa; Cnidaria; Anthozoa; Actiniaria; Aiptasiidae. The transcript has 2 exons. The coding region runs from base 49 to 1410 and encodes 453 amino acids.